UGUAUCAUGGGAAAUGCAGUGCAAAAGAACAUUCUUCAUCGCAUAAAAGCAGCAAAGUAUUUUGCUGUCAUUCUAGAUUGCACACCAGAUAUUAGCCACCAAGAGCAAAUGUCCAUGACCAUUAGAUAUGUGUCCGAUGGUGCUUUCCCUAAUACACCAGCAGGUGUCUAUGAACAUUUUAUUACGUUUUUGGAUGUGAAGAGCAGCACUGGAGAAAACUUGUUCAAUGUGCUUAAGAAGGAACUUGAAACAUUGGGAUUGGACUUAAAUAAUAUUCGAGGCCAAGGCUAUGACAAUGGAGCAAACAUGAGAGGAAAAGAAUCAGGUGUUCAGGCUCGACUUUUACAAGAAAAUCCAAGAGCUUUUUUUACAUCAUGUGCUUGCCACAAUUACAAUCUGGUCCUAGGAGAUAUGGCCAAAACCUGUCCUGAUGCAAUGACUUUCUUUGGAACACUUCAGCGUCUUUAUGUUCUUUUUUCUGCAUCAACAAAGAGGUGGGCAGUUUUUCAAAAGCAUGUGACUGGUCUCUCUGUAAAGCCUCUCUGUGAAACAAGGUGGGAGUGUCGAAUGCAAAGUGUAAAGGCUGUCCGGUAUCAAGCUGGUAAUUUCUAUGAUGCACUUGUAGAAAUAGCAGAAACUUCGGAUGAUGCUCAGGCAAGAAGUGAAGCUGAAUCAUUAGCUCAUCAAAUCAAACAUUACAAGUUUCUUGUGUCAUUGGUUCUCUGGCAUGAUUUGUUAUUUCAAGUAAAUUUUGUUAGCAAAGAAUUGCAGAGCAAUACAGUAGAUCUUGCCACAGGUAUUGCCUCAUUUGAAAAGCUCUUAGACUGGCUGAAAAACUAUAGAGUGACUGGGUUUGAACAAGUCUUAGUUGGGGCAAAUGAACUCGCAAAUGAGUUGGAAGUAGCUCAGGAAUUUCAAAUACAAAGAUUGCGAAAAAGAAAAAGACACUUCAAUUACGAAUCUGCUGAUGAUUUGAUUACUGAUCCAAAGAAAGCUUACCAGGUGAACUGUUUUAACCAAGUAUUAGACAAAGCUAUGCAGUCUCUGGAGCCACGCUUUAAGCAGCUCAAAAAGCAUAUUGAUUUGUUUGGAUUCCUGAGUAAGUUUCAAGAAAUGUCAAAGGAAGAAUUAAAAAAACAUGCUGCAGCUUUGGAAAUUGCACUCACACAUGUCCAACUCAUUGAGGAGAAUAAACUUGUCAGAUCUGUAAAGUUAACCGAUUUAGAAGGUCAUAUGCUAGUUGAAGAAAUGGACACCCUAAAGCCAAUACUUCCAUCAUCACUCUUUGGAAAGCCGUUGAAAAUUCUUGAAUUCCUUUCCUUAAAUGAAAGAGCUACUGCAUUUCCAAAUUUUUUUAUUGCUCUGCGUAUAUUUUUGACAAUACCAGUAACAGUUGCAUCGGGGGAAAGGAGUUUUUCGAAACUAAAACUGAUAAAGACCUAUCUAAGGUCAAACAUGCUUCAAGAGAGACUCAACAGCCUUGCCUUAUUAUCUAUAGAAUGUGAAGAAGCAAAGAACUUGAACUUUGACAGUAUCUUAAAAGAAUUUGCAGAGCGAAAGGCAAGAAGGGUUUCUAUAUAAGUGCAGUUGUAUAAAAUUUUGGGAACCCCUUUUAAUUCUUUGGAGUUUU
Molecule: messenger RNA, 1630 nt
Organism: Xenopus laevis (African clawed frog)
Lineage: Eukaryota; Metazoa; Chordata; Amphibia; Anura; Pipidae
Product: zinc finger MYM-type protein 1
Exons: 1
Coding region: 7-1581 (524 amino acids)
Source: RefSeq, a predicted model, not a curated record